GCUGCUGUUGCUGCCUCUUGGUCCCUGAUAGACCUUGCUGGAGCCGUAGGAGUCGAACAGCUGUCAGGAACCUCAAGCCGAGAGCGGGCCAAGAGCACACGCGAGGCUGCGCAACCGCUGCGAGUCUGCAGUCGAAGAGCACUAAGUGAGAGCGCUGCACACUGUGUCCUGCGGAGCAUGCUGUGGAGCCUGCGCGGAGCCUAAUCUGGAAGAACAGCUCGCGUUGACGCCAUCACACAGCGCUGCGGAAUUCAGCCAGCCAAGACCGGGAGCGCUGAGGACGCCAGGCGUGUUGCGAGGUGCACACGAAUAUCCAAGUCACAGACCGGAGCGACAGACAGGAGCGAUGCCCGGCCUCCCUCUCACCGGUGAAUACGAGCGACCGGAGGCGCCCCGCAUCCUCUACGCGAGCGCCGGCGCCGACCGCUCCGGCGCCGAGGCGACCGAGGCGACGGCGCCGGGCGCCGACGCGGCCAUGGCCUACGCGGCGCGGCGCGCGGCGGCGAAGCCGGGCGCCGGCUGGGCGCUGGGCCCGCCGAGCCGCGUCGACCGGGCGGCGCGGAGCCGCUGGCGCGUCGCGCGGCUGCGGGACGACGGCGUCGUCGUCGCCGUCGUCGCCGACGAGCGGUUCCCGCCGCGCGCGCUGGAGGCUUUCGCGCGGCGCGUUGGCGCGCUCGUGGCGCCCCUGGUGGCUGGUGGGGGCGCGGCGACCGUGCGCGCGCUCGUCGAGCGCGAGCUCGGCCGCGUGAACGCGGAGCGGCGCGGCCUCGCCGCGCCGACGGACGCGGCGGCGGCCUGCGGCGCCUGCGGCGCGGCCAGGUCCGCGCGGACGCGCCUCGUCGCCUGCGCGGCCUGCGGCGACGCCGUCUGCGCGCGGUGCGCGCCGGCCGAGGACGGCGUGCGGGCGUGCGGCGACUGCGCCUGGCAGGCGGAGGCGGGCCGGCGGCUGCUUCGCCUGCGGCCGCCUGCCGCCGCCGGCGCGGCGCGCGCCUUCGCUUUAAGGGCGCUCUUCGACGAGUGCGCGCGCGACGGCGUCUUAGAUGGAGCGGCGUUCCGGGACUUUUGCCGCGCGGCGGCGCGGCACCCGCUCGUCGCCGACGCGCGGGCGUUGGAGCGCGAGGCGGCGUGCGAGGACGCGUUUGAGUUGGACGCGGCGGCGCUCGACGCGGCGUUCGAGGCCCGCGGCGGCCCGCUCGACGUGGAGGGGGCGGCGGCGGCCCUCGCGGCGGCCUGCGCGCCGGCCUGGCCCCGGCCGCCAGACGACGACGAGGACAGCAAGGGCGAGUCGGCCGCCGACGCGCUCGCGCGCUACGCGUCCAUGGCGUCCCAGGCCCUCGGCGGCCUCUUCUCGCCGAAGGCGAAGACCGCGACGAAGACGGGCUGGGCCAGUAUCGGGGGCCGCCGAAAAUGGCUCGCCCUGGACCGGAGCGAGCUGCGGGCGGCCGCGGAUCCAAAUGAAGCGAGCCGGCUCUUGGCGCGCCUCGACCGCGUGCGCCAGGCGCGCCGCGACGCGUCUUUAGAAAUUACGCUGCGCGUGUCCGACGACCAGAGGCGCGGCGCCGACGGCGUCGUCCUCAAGUUCGACACACCAUCAAAGUGCGUCGCGUGGUGGACGGCGCUGAGCCGCGCGCGCCUCGAGGCCCUCGGCGAGCGGGGCUGGCAGUCGGCGCUCUACGAGAGCGUCGCGACCGAGAAGCCGUUCCUCGGCUUUGGGGGCGACAACUCCUCGACGACGGCGCGCGCGACGGACGACUCGCUGCCCGAGAAGGCCCUGAGCAUGGCCGGCCCCGACGCGAAGGCGGCCUACCAGGCCCUGCUCAAGGUCAUCAUCCGGCCGCCGCGCGCGACGUACGACGAGAAGCGGCUCGGGCUGUCCGACUUUUCCGUGUUAAGAGAGUGGCGCGUGCACCGCGAGGACUUUGUGGUCCGGAACGACCGCGGGCUCGAGGUCCGGGCGUCGCUCUGGGCGCCCUCGAAAAAAUCGGACACACCACCGCCGUGCGUCGUCUACGCGCACGGCAACGCGUGCAACCGAUUAGGAGCUUUGAGUCUGCUGCGGCCGCUGUGCGUCGGCGGCGUGGCGCUUUGUGCUUUAGAUUGCGCGGGCUCGGGCAACUCGGGCGGCGAGUUCGUGUCGCUCGGCUUCCACGAGCGCGACGACGUCUUCGCGGUCGUCGACUACUUGCGGCGGCGGGCGCUCGUUUCAAGGGUCGCGCUCUGGGGCCGGUCCGCGGGCGCAUCAGCCUCAAUCCUCUACGCGGCGACGCGGGACCCCGACGUCGCGGGCGUCGUGGCCGACUCGCCCUUUGCUUCCCUGGAGCGGCUCUGCCGCGAGCUCGUGGCCAAGACCGCGGCGACGAGCGGGCACGCGGCGCUGGCCGUCGGCGCGGCCACCGAAGCUGCACUGGCCGUCGUCGGCGCGUCCGUGCGCCACCGCGCGGGCUUCGACCUGGCCAAGGUCGCGCCCGUGGACCACGUCGGCGCGCUGCGCCACUGCGGUACGCCCCUGUUGUUGAUUCACGGCGCGCGCGACGACUUCAUCCACCCGGACCAUUCGCGGGAUUUGCUCGCUGCACACGGCGGCGACGCGGAACUGGUGCUCGUCGACCGCGACCACCAGGCGCCGCGGCCCGCGUCGUGCAUAGCGCGCGCGUGCCUCUUCUGCUACGACCGCCUCUUCGACCAGGUCGACGCGCGGCGCCAGGCCUACGCGCGGCGCCUCGACCAGCUCGCGGCGGACGGCCUCCUCGAGGACGAGGCCGAGUCGUCGGGCAUGACGCGCGACCGCCAGCGGAAUGUGAUUCGGACGGCGCGGCUCGUGCGGGGGCAGCGGGCGGAGGCCUAGUUUCCGCCGUCGCCGGCGCGGGUGGUGUGUAUGUGUCUGUUUACAAAGAAUACUCGUACUCGGUGGGGACCAGAAAGCUCGGAGCGUAUGGUGUAAUGCUGCUGCCGCGCGGUGAUUUUGCAAAUUAAAAAAAUUCUGUUUCCGCUCCGCAUGGGUCCACGGCAUGUCUGGAUAUGUCUAAAGCUCACCUCCUGAGCCGGAGGUUAGUUCGGGCUGGCGGCUGGCUGCGGCACAGCGUGAAGCCCUGCAGCAGCAACGGUGGCCGUGAUCACGCCUGCUGACAAGUAACCAGCCAGUCCACUGCGCGCGCGAGGGUGCUGGGACGUGCUGCGAGCCGUAGCGACGCAGAGACGAGCGAUAACGGCGCUGGGACGGGCAAAACCGAUAACAGUUGUAAGCCCAAAAAAAACGCUGCGCCGCAAACGCGAGUGCCGCCCCACACGCUGAA
Molecule: messenger RNA, 3293 nt
Organism: Pelagomonas calceolata
Lineage: Eukaryota; Pelagophyceae; Pelagomonadales; Pelagomonadaceae
Source: the annotation of a GenBank genome assembly